Messenger RNA from Cydia strobilella, 1928 nucleotides. RefSeq names its product protein downstream neighbor of son homolog (gene hd). Bases 150 to 1850 code for a protein of 566 amino acids. Gene Ontology annotation, cellular component: nucleus. The transcript is spliced from 10 exons. Gene Ontology annotation, biological process: nuclear DNA replication. The record is from RefSeq and is a predicted model, not a curated record. NCBI's taxonomy places the organism in Eukaryota, Metazoa, Arthropoda, Insecta, Lepidoptera, Tortricidae.
UUGACAGCCAAGAAGAUGCGUGUUUCUAUUGUUUUGCUCUAUAAUAUUUUUUAAAUAAAGCGGCGGCUUUUAGUAUUCAGCCUAAUUAACCAUGUUUUAAGUUUUAAUAACAGUGAUAUACAGUUUAGUCUAAUUUAAAGAUAGGGAAAAUGAACCCGCCUCCAUCGCCAUGGAAAAGGCCCAGCGAAGUUAUGCAGCUGCACAAGCUGAAAAAACGAAAAUUAGCUUUACAGGAACGCAUGAAACACCCCUCAGUAUCGUCUAGUGAGGAACCCAUUAGUCAAGAAUCCAGCGCCUUAGAUUUUUCUAGGCUACUAGACGGAGAAAAAAGAAAAAACCCAUUUUCAAAGUCAAAUCCUCAGCAAACUAAAAAGGCAAAAACUGAUUUUGCAGAACUAGAUGAAUCAAAUGACAAAACACUGUUUGCUCUUUUAAAGCUACCUGCAAAGGUAGAAAAGCCUCCGCAGGAAUUGGACAAUAACAAACUAUCCACAUUCUCAAAUCUAUUGCAAAAAUUCACUGCAGAACAUUCUGUAGAACCGGAUGUUGCUGUAAGGAAGUGCAAGCACCUGCCAAUAGACUGGGCGCUCAAGUCAAAACUUAGGUUAAUGUCACCAAAGCCAUUUGCGUGGACUGCAAAACUGAAAGCCAGUGAAGAGGCGUCCGGGAUUACAGGGUUCGUCCGCUGCCUCGACACAACCACCUCAUCUACUCUGGACACCUCACCGCGGGCGCGCUUCCACCAGACAUGCCUCUACUGGCAACACCCGCAACUCCCAUGGCUAGCGUUGUUCCCCCGAUCAUCAGGCCGUGUGUCUGCUACCGGCUUCCUGGCCGGCAAUGAGGAAGUCAAGCAGGCACUGCAUACUGAGUGGACUGAGAGCUUCAGAUCACUUUUUCAGCUGCUACGAGCUCGCCACUGCCCAUACUUCUACGUGUGUGCAAACACUUUUACGUGCCUAUUCCGCGCCGCGGGCCUGUGUGGUGUGUCAGAGCCCUGCGCGCUCAUCAGCCCUACCACGAGGGGCUUCAGGCAGACGCUGCGGCAAGAAGAUGUAGAAUUCACAAUGCCCCUCCGCCCUGACAAAAAGCGGCUAAACACAUCAGACGAAGACCGGCCAAAGAACUCCUCGUUCGAUAGCUGCUAUGACACGAUGGACGACACUAAUGUGAAGCAAGAGGUUCAAGAGGAAGGGUCGGGGGACGAGGAUCCCGAUGCAUUCCUGUCGCAACUCGGUCUGGAGACAGCUAUGCUGAAUAGAAUUAAUAACCAGCAGGCGCGCAUCGUCCACACCGCCGAGAGCAGUGUGGACAGCGCGGCCGAGUCGCUGGUGUUCGCGCGCGGCGCCGACGCCCAAGCGCUGUUCAACUUCCUGCUCAACUGCAAGAGCAUCGUCGCGGCCACCGGCCCGCUCGCCGGCGUGCCGCCCACGUUGCUAGCGCCUACUGCGUUUCAUGGAGGGACGCUACAGUCGCUAAACGUCCGCGAAAGUGUCCUACACUCGGACAACAAGAAGUACUUCUCGAUCGAGCUGCGAGGGCCCAUCCUGCCGACCACCAUCCACUCCCUGUUCGACGUGCUCAAGGACUCCGGCGCGCAGUUCAGCGCCACGUUCGCGCAUCAUUCGCCUACUGUGGCUUUCUCGUGGGCGGCCAAGGGCAUCGCACAAGACGAGUCCUCAAAGGAGAAUGAGCCCAACCACUUUGCCAAAGCCUUCAACAAGGAGAACUUAUCCGACUGUGGGAUCAGUGAAGACAUGUUGCAGCAUUUCUGUUCCUCGGACCCCAGUAUAGUCAAGCCGCUGGACAGCGUCAAGUACAACGCCGAGGACAAUACUUACACGUGGUGACCUGUUUCUUAAUCAUUUAUUUUUGACUGACUGAUUUUUGUGUGAAUUGGAUUGGAAUGUAAUAUAUUUUUAUACAAA